Eptesicus fuscus (big brown bat) is the source of this 1086-nucleotide messenger RNA. RefSeq names its product corticotropin releasing hormone binding protein (gene CRHBP). Gene Ontology annotation, biological process: hormone-mediated signaling pathway; negative regulation of corticotropin secretion; negative regulation of corticotropin-releasing hormone receptor activity. The transcript has 7 exons. The record is from RefSeq and is a predicted model, not a curated record. The coding region runs from base 16 to 984 and encodes 322 amino acids. Gene Ontology annotation, molecular function: corticotropin-releasing hormone binding. Lineage: Eukaryota; Metazoa; Chordata; Mammalia; Chiroptera; Vespertilionidae.
CGAGGCAGGACCAGCAUGCCUCCCUCCUUCAAACUCCAGUGUCGCUUCAUCCUGGUCUUCCUGGUGGCUCUGCGCGGGGAGAGCCGGUACCUGGAGCUGCGGGACACCGGGGGCCACGACCCUUUCCUGCUCCUCGGCGCGCAUCUGAAGCGGGAGCUGGCGGGGGAGCCGCUGUACCGCCGCGCUCUGCGGUGCCUGGACAUGCUGAGCCUCCAGGGCCAGUUCACCUUCACCGCUGACCGGCCGCAGCUGCACUGCGCCGCCUUCUUCAUCAGCGAGCCCGAGGAGUUCAUCACCAUCUCCCUCGACCUGGUCUCCAUUGACUGCCGGGGCGGGGACUUCCUGAAGGUAUUUGAUGGUUGGAUUCUCAAAGGGGAGAAGUUCCCCAGUUCCCAGGACCACCCUCUCCCCACAACUGAGCGGUACGUAGAUUUCUGUGAGAGUGGUCUUGGCAGAAGGAGCAUCAGAUCCUCCCAGAAUGUGGCCAUGAUCUUCUUCCGGGUCCAUGAACCAGGAAAUGGGUUCACAUUAACCAUCAGGACAGAUCCCAACCUCUUUCCCUGCAAUGUCAUUUCCCAGACCCCAAAUGGAAGGUUCACCCUGGUAGUUCCACAUCAGCAUCGAAACUGCAGCUUCUCCAUAAUUUAUCCUGUGAUGAUCAAAAUAUCUGAUCUCACCCUGGGACACUUAAAUGGCCUGCAGUUAAAGAAACCUGCAGCAGGCUGUGGGGGGAAAGGAGACUUUGUGGAGCUGCUGGGAGGAAGUGGAUUGGACCCUUCCAAGAUGAUGCCUUUAGCUGAUCUCUGCUAUCCCUUUCACGGCCCUGCCCAAAUGAAAAUUGGCUGUGACAACUCGGUGGUGCGCAUGGUCUCCAGCGGAAAACACGUAAACCGUGUGACUUUUGAGUACCGCCAGCUGGAACCAUAUGAACUGGAAAACCCCAAUGGAAACAGUAUCCAGGAAUUCUGUUUGUCAGGUCUUUGAAUAACCAAUUCAGUGAAUUUACAUGCUGCUAGCAAAGUGAGUGUUUAAUAGGUAUUAUAUAUGAUUUUGAUGACCACUAGUUUAAAGCCUUUCAUACCAGUC